Molecule: messenger RNA, 1110 nt
Organism: Dermacentor silvarum
Lineage: Eukaryota; Metazoa; Arthropoda; Arachnida; Ixodida; Ixodidae
Exons: 2
Coding region: 391-1110 (239 amino acids)
Source: RefSeq, a predicted model, not a curated record
UGCGACGACGGUGACGCUCGCUGACUUUUCAACUGACGCUGCGUUGGUGCCGUCUUUGUGAGGUACUGACCGGAAAGGGGACUGUGUGACGCCUUGAACGUACUCGCGGACACUCUGUGUGACGUCCACGAGACACAACGGUACCGUCUUCGUGAACUACCGACUUCGAAACGUGAGUCUUCGUGCUGCCUCAGAAACGUGCGUGCGGACGCUCUGUGUGACGCCUGCGAGACGCUACGAUACCGUUUCUGUGACUGAUCGACAUUGAGCCGUUGUGCCGCCUCGGAAACGUGCGUAUGGACGCUCUGAGUGUCGUUGGCAAGCCUAGACGUUUAUCUGUUGGUGAAAAACUGUGUGUACGCCCAGACAGGCGUAUAGACAACGCCCAAGAUGGCAGACGGCGGCGGAACUAACGAAAUGAUGCAAGCUUUGCUGGAGCAAAACCGGCGGUUAUUGGAGCUUAUCGAGAGGAAGCCUGAAGCGUUCCACGUUAUGCCGGACCUAAAUAAGGCUAUCCAGGAUUUCGACGGCGAGGGCUCAUGCCACGAAGCCGGGGCGUGGUUGAAGAGUAUCGAUUCCAUGGCGGUCCUGCACGGCUGGCCGGACAGCUUCAGACUCGAAAACCUCUUGCAUGGAUAUCAACCAAGGAUGCAGGAUGGUAUCCUCAGAUGGCUGAACACUGAGAAUAACGAGUGGGUCUGCCCGGAGCAACUUCAAGAGAUGGCUCAAAAGGACAUAGCGAGCCAGCAAGCAAGGUCGAAGAAGUACUUCGACAAGCAUCACUUCACAGCGGACAAGUUGAGUGUUGGAGACAUAGUGGUCAUGCGCUGCGUUCCAGAGCACACUGGUGCCCCAACAAAAACCCAGAAGAAGUUCAGAGGUCCACUCACUGUGAUAGAAGUACUUCCAGCAGACACCUACAGAGUGACCGAGAUGAACGGAAGGAAAAGGGUCUACUCGACAACUGCCCACAUGAGCCAACUGAAGAGAUGGGGUGGAAGAUGCCAGGAACAGUUCGACCAGUCAAUCUCCGACGAGGAAGAAAGCGUGCCGAGACGUAGCACACGUGUGUCCAAAAGACCUGCGUAUCUUCGGGACUACACCACAUGA